Messenger RNA from Lepisosteus oculatus (spotted gar), 4611 nucleotides. Lineage: Eukaryota; Metazoa; Chordata; Actinopteri; Semionotiformes; Lepisosteidae. The record is from RefSeq and is a predicted model, not a curated record.
CGCAGAUCCUUAGCCACAGAGCCACUGCGAAAGUAAAAUGUAGAAGGAUAGACAUGGAAUCAGUAGAGAAUGAAAAGCAGUAAGUUCACACAGUCUGUGGUUGAGUGCCAAAUGCCAAAUUCUGCCACCAAAAAACAUGACUGAGCUUCAGCGACAGUAUUCUGGGCAGAGCGAGAGUGAAGAUGAACAGGUUUCCUGCCUGCUUCUGUCUGCCGGUGACUCUGCUCAUCAGAAGAUCAUGGUGACCUCACCUCUGGCCAGCAGGAAGUGAACCAAGAUGACCUUGAGCAUUCCGCUGUCCGAAUCAGACGCCAUGGCUCCCCAGUGCUCCUCCUGCCCCUGGCUGUGGUCCCGGGCCUGUGCCUACACCGUGGUCUUGGGCGCUGGUUUUGUUACCCUGGGCACGAGCCGUAUCCUCCUGCUGAAAUUGUCUGCCAACGCAGAAGACAAGUACGACUACCUCCCUGCGUCUGUCAAUCUGUGCGCCGAGGGGGUCAAGCUGGUCUUCUGCCUGGGGAUGGCGCUGCGCGUCAUGAUUCGGGAGGGUCAUUCGUACAAAGACUGGGGCUGCUCCUCCUGUGGAGAUUUCCUUUAUUUCAUGAAGUGGUCAGUGCCCGCAUUCCUCUACUUCAUUGACAACCUCGUCAUCUUCUAUGUGUUGUCCUAUCUCCAGCCUGCCAUGGCAGUGUUAUUUUCCAACUUCGUCAUCAUAACUACAGCUGUCCUAUUCCGGCUUGUACUUAAGAGGCGUUCGUCCUGGACGCAGUGGGCGUCUCUCGUCAUCCUCUUCCUGUCCAUCGUGGCCCUGACGAGAGCGACCGGGGGAAGCCAGCACGGCGCGGCGGUGCACGGGCUGCACCCCAGCCACCUCUCCUCGCCUUCCAACAGCUGCUCGCACCUGGUGCAGCAGGAGGCGGAGCGCCAGAACUCCUCCACCUGGGUGGGGGUGUUUCCCAGCAUGCCUUGGGAUGGGGAGGUGAUCAGGAAGCUGAACAGCUUCGGCCUGGGUUACGUCCUGCUCCUCCUGCAGUGCUUCGUGUCCUCCUUGGCCAACAUCUACAAUGAGAAGAUCCUGAAGGAAGGGGACCAGAUCACGGAAAGCAUCUUUGUGCAGAACAGCAAGCUAUACGUGUUUGGGGUAGUGUUCAACAGCCUGACGUUGGUCCUGCAUUCGGAAUAUCGCUCCCGCACGCUGCACUGCGGCUUCUUCCAUGGCCACAACGCCUACUCCCUGGCCCUCAUCUUCGUCACGGCCGCCCUGGGGCUGUCGGUGGCCUUCAUCCUCAAGUUCCGGGACAACAUGUUCCACGUGCUCACGGGCCAGAUCACGACCGUGCUCGUCACCGCCUUCUCGCUCUUCGAGCUGGACUUCCGGCCUUCUCCAGAUUUCUUCCUGCAGGCCCCUGUGGUGCUGCUGGCCAUCUUCAUCUACAAUGCCAGCAGGACCCGCGACCCCGACUGCACCUUGCAGCAGGAGAAGCUCAGGGUCGUCAAUGGGGAGAUCUUCGAGAGGUCCAGAGGGGAUGGUGAAGAACUGGAGAGGUUAACCAAACCAAACACAGACAGUGAGUCCGAAGAAGAGUCUUUCUGAGAUUCCCAAGAGAAAUACAUCCUCUUCUGGCAGGCAAAACAUUUGUCGUCCUGUUGUUGCAUGGGACAUAACAAGAACACAUAAUAAUAAAUGCUUGUCAAAGAAACGUCUCUGUGAAGCCAGUAUUGUGGUAGAAUUGAAAAAUUCCAAUGUGAAAAAUAAACUCAGGAUUUUAUAGAUUGUGGACGUCUGAUCUGAAGUAUCCCUCAUUAAUAAAAUAAUGACAUACAGUAGCAUUAGGAUUAGAAUGGGACUAAAAGCAUAAUAGUAUAUUUGUAUACAGGUAUGUACUAUACUUACUGUAUAUACAUUGUAUAUGUACUGGAAAUAUAUAAAGGUAUUCAUACAGUACAUAAGUGUUUUGGAUAUGCUUUUAGAGGAAGAAAGCAAGGGUUUUACAAUACUGUUGUUUAUGUUGGAAGUGACAGAGCAUUUGACGCUGCUGGAAAUAUUGAAAAUAUGGAAUUUAAAUUUUCCGUAGGUGCUGUGCACGUGAGCCUAUAGAAGGUCUGAAUCAGCUGGACUGUUGACAUCCACUUUGUAUCUAUGCAGAAUUGCAGGGAUUCUUUGCUAAAAUUCCCGAUCUCUUUCUUUACAAAUCACAAAGCACCCAAAAUUCUGUAUUUGCCAGUUUUUCACUAAGUGCUAUCUGAACUGUGGUUGCUUGAAAGCACAAAAAACUUGAAGUGGGCUUUGUUUUGUUUUUUAUUUGGUUGCUUGAGUGAGGAUUACUAAGUCUCCAAACAGUAACAUUGAAAAAGAAUGCAAAUAAUUCAGGGAGCUGACACUAGUUACAGUAACUAAAAGUACAGUAUCAUGUAAGGAAAUGUAACUGAGGAACUUAGUUGUUAUGGUGCAGCAGUGGUUAGGAUUCGGUGCUUUCAACUGUACAGCCGGGGUUUGGUUCCCAAACUCUGGGUGAAUGUGUAAGUGCAUUUAAAACCACAAACAGGAUGCACGUCUUUACACAAGGAGCUGUGGGAGUAUGCAACAAGCUAUACUGCCGUCUUAUCAAAGUUGAUAAACCUGGCGUCUGUUAAGGAACAGUUGGAUGAGAUCCAAAUGGCCCCCUCUAGUUUGUAACCAUUUUCUGUUCUAUGUUUUUUUAACCAACUGCAUUUGUUGUGAAAUAAGAGAGAAAGCCAGAAGAGGCUGUUGCCACGCUUCACAGUGUACAAACAGAGCUGCCUUUAUGGAGAGGAAACGAAAGGAGAGGUGCUUCUGUGGAGGUCUUUCUGUGAAUUUCAGGGCCAAGCCUCUGGAGUAAUUUUUCCUGCUGAUCCCCUGGUGAUCUGAAAUAUUUAUUAGGGAAAAAGCUAUUUCUAAUUGUAAUUUUUAAUGUUUUGUUGGUGUGAACUAGGUUAUGUUUUUUAUUAAAGAACUCAAGUUUCAUUCAGUGCUGCUUAUGCUGAAUAUGUCAUAUGUACAUUACAGUAUAUCUAAUUAUAAGUGCUUUAUUAGGCAUAUAGAGAAACAAUGCUUGUUACUUAUACAGCCACAAGAAUGUCCUGUUUCCCUCAAAAUUAGCUUUAUUUGUUAAAUUAGUUCCCUUGUGUUUAUUUUCCUGGAGCAAAUAACAUUGCUAAUUGGUUAAAUUGCUAAAUGUUUUUACAUUUUUUAUUAAAUGUGUCGUCACUAGCUAUAUUCAAAGUUUUGGAAUGAAUGCAACUGUGAAAAGAAAAGCAAUGAAAAUUCAGGCUCAUUAAAAUAAACAGCUUUAACUCUUGGUUAUCUGAAAAGUGUGAAUUUGACAUUACAGUUGAUCAUAUCUUCUUUCCAGAUCAAAAUAAGCUUUUCAAAAUGCCUACCAAGUCUUUGAGGGGGUGACUUGUGAUUCUGCAAUUCAUGCAGAACAGUGGUACUAUUAAAUAAAAAAGUCCCUAAUGACUCUUGAUUUAUCAAGUGGCUUGUUUUCCUUUUACAAAUUCAAUGGCAAAGACGCACCCAACUUAAUUUACUUCUGUAGCAGAGUGAAAAUGGCCAACAAAAGUGAUAGUGAUAGUUUUGGCCACUCUGUCUUCUAGUUUUCAUUAUAGCCUGGACUCUUUUUGGCUUGAUUGGAAUCAACUGUUUUUUUUAAUCGGUCUAUAUUACCACAAUUCACUUUUUAUACCAAUUUGUUUUUGGAAAAAAAUCAGCUGCUAACCUUACUCUUUGAGGAUUCUAGAUUACAAAGAAUUUCAGGUGGACAAUGGCCCUCCAGGCCCAGGAGAAAAUACUACUCACCAGAGGCAGUUUAGGGUGGGGGUUUUGGCAUUGGGCCAUAGUUUAGGAUACAUGUGACUUUGUAUACAGUCUGCCCCUCGCAGACCUUUGGAGAAUGAAGCCCUGUUCUUAAUGAUUGCUGAAAUUGAUUGCUGCGCACAAAAAUGAAUGGUCCUCAUUUGUUAUGACCUCCGUAGUGAACUGUUGUUGGCCAAAUGCCAUUUAUAUCUGGUGCUAGCAACCAAAAAGGCACAAUGCUCAUGAUAUGGGCUUCACACCAGAAACCCAGAAGGGCUACAGUCUUGUAAUGUCCAGAACACUUUAAUUGUUAGCAUUCUGGGUAGGCUGAAUUGUCCUAAUAACUAUAAUGGUGUCAAAAUAACAUGUUUAAAUUUAAGCACUGCAAAUAUCUGGUGUUAAAAAAAGUUCAUGUAACUUUUGAGGUAAUGUGAUUUGAAGGAUAGGAUACAUGUUAUUCAGAAAGCAUUGUUACAUUGUACAAGGAAAAGGCAUCAAUGUUCACGAGCAUUUAAUUUGCAAUUUGAGAUAUCUGAUUUUUGUGUCAGCAUGAAGGCUUUAUUUAUUUUCUGUAUAUAAAUAAGAACAUGUGACAGAAACCUGUCCAGUGACACAACUGUUCAUAAAGUCCAAUCAUAAUAUACCAUUACAAAAGAAGCCAACAUCCAAUAAAUACAAAUGUAACAUUAAAAAAGAUGUCUAUACAGUAAAAAGUUUUCUUGAUUAUCUACAAUGUCCUUAUCUGGAAAAUUAACCCCAUUUUCUUUUGUCAACCUCUGAAUAAAAUCCUCCCAACA